Molecule: messenger RNA, 1776 nt
Organism: Strongyloides ratti
Lineage: Eukaryota; Metazoa; Nematoda; Chromadorea; Rhabditida; Strongyloididae
Product: Acetylcholinesterase
Exons: 2
Coding region: 1-1776 (591 amino acids)
Biological process (GO): acetylcholine catabolic process; choline metabolic process
Cellular component (GO): plasma membrane
Molecular function (GO): acetylcholinesterase activity
Source: RefSeq, a predicted model, not a curated record
AUGAAAUUGUCUAAUUUUUUAAUAUUUUUAAUCAAUUUAGGAACAUGUUGGAAGGGUAAUGGAAUAAAAACAUAUUUUGGAGACAUUAUUGGACAUGACAUUACAGUAUUAGGUGAAAAAAUGACUGAGUAUUUAGGAAUUCCAUAUGCACAAUCUCCAACUGAAUUUUAUAGAUUCAAACCACCAUUUGAAUUAGAAAAAGAUCGUUUUAUAGGAAAUAAUACUUUUCAUGCGUCUCAUGAAGCAGUAGCAUGUCCACAAAAUAUUAGAACAAUGGGUUUUGACGGAUAUGAUGCAUCAAAUCCAAAAACAUAUAAUGAAAGCUGUCUUAGGUUAAACAUGUGGGUUCCAAAAGGUGAAACAAAUAUGCCAGUUAUAGUUUUUUUCCAUGGUGGUAGUUGGACAGUAAGAACUGGUAGUGCUGAUAAAUUUAAUGGAUCUGUUCUUGCUUUAAAAACAAAGUCAAUAGUUGUUGUACCUAACUUUAGACUUGGAUUUUUUGGUUUUGCUUAUUUAAGUGGUGAAGAUGGAAUAGAAGGUAACAUGGGAUUAUUAGAUCAACAAAUGGUAUUAAAAUGGAUUAAUAGAACAAUUGAGAGUUUUGGUGGUGAUAAAACAAAAGUAACUAUUUUUGGAACAAGUUCAGGAGCGUCUGCUGUAGCAGCUCAUUUAUUUUCAAACAAUAGUAGACUACUUUUCAAAAGAGGAAUAAUGAGUUCUGGUACUAUAACACAUUUUAUGACUACAGUUUCAAGAGAGAUAGCAGACACAAAUACUAGAAAUGUUUCAGUAAAGGUAGGAUGCAUUGAGAAUAUAAAUGAUAAAUCAAAAAGCAACACACAAAUUUUGGAUUGUUUACGUAAUAAAACUGUAGAAGAAUUGUUAAAUGCUACUAGACAUGUUAGUGCUCCUGGUCAAAUGCCAACACCAUUUCCUUUUAUGCCUAUUAAUAACGAUACAGUUUUUUUCAAUGGAAGUAUUAAUGAAAUUUAUAAGAAAAAAGAAUUUAAUACAGAUGUUGAUUUGAUGCUUGGAAGAACAGCUGAUGAAGCAACAUUUUUUAUGGCAACUGGUUUUACAAAUAAUAGUAUGUUUGGUUGUUAUUUUUAUCCACAAAAACCUGCUAAUGACUCUGCUAAUAAAUGUGAAAUGAGUAACACAAACUUUGAAAAUUUAGUUAAAUUUGGAGGAAAAAUAUUAAAAUUUAAUGAAACAGAAAUUGAAAAGUUACAAAAAAUAUAUGAGAAAUCUGCUAACUCAUAUACUAACAGAUCUAUUAGAAUUUUAUCUGAUUUUAUUUUUGAUUGUGAACUUUCUAGAUUUGCAAUAACCUUUGCAGGUGCUUCUACUGGUAGUACAUAUUUUUAUGAAUACAAUAGACGAUCACCAAUAAACUUAUGGCCAGAAUGGACUGGUGCAAUGCAUGGAGAUGAUUUAAUUGAUAUAUUUGGUAUUCCAUUUAGACAUUCUGAUAAAUAUGAUAAGAACAUUUUAGAACGUGAAAAAGUUAAUUCAGAACAUGUAAUGUGGGCUAUAGGUAAUUUUACAAAAGAAGGUAAUAUACCAAAUGUAUGGAAUAAAUUAAAUGUUAGUGAUCCAAAAGCUCUUGAAUUUAAUGGAGAAUUAGGACAACCAGGAACAACAGUACAAUAUAAAAAUGUAACACCAUCAACGUGUACUGAAUUUUAUAAUCUUUUUCAAGAAUCCAUGCUUUAUAAAAUGUCUUUGUUAAAAUCGACAACAACGCUAACGCCAACAACAACAUCAAUCUUAUAA